Molecule: messenger RNA, 1190 nt
Organism: Populus trichocarpa (black cottonwood)
Lineage: Eukaryota; Viridiplantae; Streptophyta; Magnoliopsida; Malpighiales; Salicaceae
Product: pectinesterase inhibitor 9
Exons: 1
Coding region: 319-999 (226 amino acids)
Biological process (GO): negative regulation of catalytic activity
Molecular function (GO): enzyme inhibitor activity
Source: RefSeq, a predicted model, not a curated record
GACCAACAAGAUGAACGUGCUCCUUCCCGAGAAACCGUGCCAGUGUUUUAUGGUUAAAUUAAGGUUUAGAUAACCAUUAUCUUUGUAUUAAGGUUUGUUUUCCAUUACUGCCUAUCUAAGAAACUCUUGAUGAUGCAGGUUUAGUGUUAAUGAUUUGACCGACCCAGAUAAGUAUAAUCCUCUUUUCUAUUAGGCUUUCUUCAAGGACCAAUUGAGUAUAAUUUGGGUUUAAUACAAGUAACGUGUACGUAAUUAAAUCAAGUAGAUGAAGUUCUAGCAUGUGACAGCCUCUUUAUAUGCACACAUUACCUCAUCCUAAUGUCCUCAACUCAGUGUUUGACAUAUUUCCUUUCCCUCUCAAUUCUACAACCUUCAACAUUAAUGGCUCGUCUCAGUCUUUUCAUACUGCUUCUACUACUCUCUCUAGUUUGCAUUACGGGCGCGGAGAAACCAGUUAGGUUUCCAAGACGCUCCCGGUCUCGGGCCUACAUCGAAAACGCAUGCACUAAGACCCUUUAUCCAUCCCUGUGCAUCCAAUACCUAUCAGUCUCUGCAAACUCAAUGACAAUACAAACUCCACAGCAACUAGCCCAAGCUGCCUUAUCCGUGAGCCUAUACAAGGCCCUCCAAACAAGAACAUUCAUGUUGAAAGUGGUUAAGGAGCUCAAGGCAAGGAAAUCCAAGGAUUACCAAGCAGUGAAAGACUGCUUAGAUCAAAUUGGUAAUAGCGUGGAUCAACUUAGUGAAUCAGUUAGAGAGCUCCAUCGCUUGGAACGCCCAGAUGCUGAAGGAGGUGAUAACGUCUUUUGGCACAUAAGUAAUGUUGAAACUUUUGUAAGCUCUGCCAUGACUGAUGCUAGCACUUGUUUGGAUGGGUUUCCGGGGAGGAAUAUGAACAAGUCAAGGGCCAUGAUUAAGGCCAAGGUUUUGAACGUGGCUCAGACUGCUAGCAAUGCAUUAGCCUUGUUUCACCGGUAUGCUGCAAAGUACAAGCCAUAAGUCUAGAUGUAAUUAAGCUUUGCUUAUGUAUCUGGAUCGAACUUUGUAGUUCAACAUUUCUUAUUGUGUAAUAUAGAUGUAUGCACGAAAGUGUUCAAAGGAGGCAUUUGUGAGUGUGAGUUCUGUGAAUUUCUUGUAAAGUUAUAUACAAAGUGAAAGUAAAACAAAUUACAUUCAAGAAUCAGUAAUAA